Helianthus annuus (common sunflower) is the source of this 1185-nucleotide messenger RNA. RefSeq lists its product as uncharacterized. The coding region runs from base 1 to 1185 and encodes 394 amino acids. The transcript has a single exon. NCBI's taxonomy places the organism in Eukaryota, Viridiplantae, Streptophyta, Magnoliopsida, Asterales, Asteraceae. The record is from RefSeq and is a predicted model, not a curated record.
AUGGAGGCUAUGAUGAGCCAACAAGUUGUUAGGGACCAAACUACCCAAAAGACACUUAGUGAAUAUGAGCUUAUGCUUAAGAACCAUCAAGCCUCCUUUCAAGACCUCCAAAGGGUCGUAGGUGAUAUGUCUAGGAAGCUAGAAGAGAGAUUACAUGGUCAGUUUGCGGGUAACACCCUACAAAACCCUAAUGAUCAUGUAAAAGCCAUUACGACUCGUAGUGGCAAAACCAUAGGAAACCCUAUAGUUGAAGAGAGAGUAGUUGAUGAGGAUGGAGAUAUUACGCCCGUAGAUGUUAGACCUUCACCCUUAGUAGACCAUUCACGAGUCCCGUUUCCCUCACAUAUUAGGAACCAAAAAUACUCAAGGGAAUACGGUCAACUUUUAGAUAUCUUCAAGCAAUUGAAGAUUAAUCUUCCUUUUAUUGAGGCACUCCAGUCCAUGCCUAAAUAUGCUAAAUUUCUAAAGGACCUUCUUAGGAGCAAAGAGAAGUUAGGGGAGUUGUCUAAUGUCCCGUUGAAUGGAGGGUGUUCGGCUGUUGUUUUAAAUAAGCUUCCCGAAAAGCUUACCAAUCCCAGUAUUUUCACUAUUCCUUGUCUAUUCGGUAGUAAUACCAACACUAGAGCUUUAGCCGACUUAGGAGCUAGCAUCAAUUUGAUGCCCUUUUCUCUUUACGAGAAGCUAGACCUAGGAGAGCUUGCACCUACCCGAAUGACAUUAUCCUUAGCCGAUCGGUCCAUUAAAUACCCUAGGGGCAUAGUUGAGAAUUUGUUGGUCAAGGUAGAUGAAUUUGUGUUUCUCACCGAUUUCGUAAUUCUUGAUAUGGAAGCGGAUAAGGGAGUCCCCAUUAUACUUGGUCAUCCUUUCUUACGUAUCGCCAAAGCAUUCAUAGACGUUCAUGAUGGUAAGAUCACUCUUAGGGUCGAUGAGGAGAGAGUCACCUUUGAGAUAGAGCGUUCCAUGAACCACCCGAGUGGUUCGGAUGACUAUAGUGGUCCUUGCCAUUCCGUCUACUUCUUGAAUUCGUUUAUCUCAUGUGUCGAUCAUUGCUUAGAGUAUAUUAGUGGAGCGGACUUAGUGGUAGGAGAGAAGGUAGAAGAGGAGUUGAAGAGGGCAGAGGAAGUUGAAGUUGAGGGAAUUCCUUUGAUUCCCAAAGUCUUAGCGGUCAGUGAUGACACCACCUAA